This is a messenger RNA of Neopelma chrysocephalum (saffron-crested tyrant-manakin), 1423 nucleotides long. Its product is annotated as bone morphogenetic protein 3-like. The record is from RefSeq and is a predicted model, not a curated record. Lineage: Eukaryota; Metazoa; Chordata; Aves; Passeriformes; Pipridae. The transcript is spliced from 3 exons. Gene Ontology annotation, molecular function: growth factor activity; cytokine activity. Gene Ontology annotation, cellular component: extracellular region. Gene Ontology annotation, biological process: BMP signaling pathway; SMAD protein signal transduction. Bases 1 to 1404 code for a protein of 467 amino acids.
AUGGCGGUGCCGGCCCGGUGGGUGCUGUGCCUGUGCCUGGGCUGGGGCUGCCUGUGCCUGGCGCUGCCGGACCCGCGACCGGACCGGCCUGGGCUGGGGCGGCGGGCGGCAACGGGGGCCCCGCGGGGUGAGCCCGGCCCGGGGCAGCGGCGGCACCACCACGGGCAGGGGCGGCUGGCAGAGCACAUGCUGCGGCUCUACGAGCAGUAUCGAGGGAGCCGGGACCCGCCGGGGCCGCCGCUCCGCCGGGGCAACACCGUGCGCGGCUUCCGACCGCUGCCCGCAGGGAGGCCGGAGGGGCAGGAAAUGUACGUUUUUAACCUGACAUCACUGACAGAGUCUGAGGACGUGCUGUCGGCCUCGGUGUAUUAUCACAUUGGAGAUCUGCUGGGGGUCAGGUGGAACUGCUCCCAGCCCAGCAGCUGCUCCCAGCACAGCCAGGGGACACCUGACAUUCACAUGUGGCUGUCGCUCUGGACCUUUCCUUCUGCUGGGAACCAGACCCGGAGCCUGGGACACUUUCUGAUAAACGUCUCCAGUGCCUCCCAGGACGUCCUUUCCUGGCAGUGGCAGGACAUCACUGGGCUCCUGCACAAGGCAAAGCGAAACAAGGAACUGCUGAUGGGUGUGAAAAUGGCUCUGAGGAGCCAGCAGCCCUGGGCAAGGGCACCUCCUUGCUGUGAGCCCUACAUCCUGAUCUAUGCCAACGACUCAGCCAUCGCAGAGCCAGAGAGCGUCGUGUCCACCCUGCGAGGGCACCGUGCCCCUCUGGCAGGAGUCCUGCCCAGGGCAGACAGCCGGGUGAGGAGCAGCCAGGUGAGGAGCAGCCCUGGGAAGCAGCGGAGGACUCGCUCUGCAGCCCCCCUGCUGCCCUUGCAGAACAACGAGCUGCCAGGGGCUGAGGAGCGCUCCGGCCAUGAGGAGACGUGGGAGGGCAGGAAACCCUACAGAACCCUCCAGCCACAGCUGGCACAGAGGGCCAGGAGCAAGAAGAAGCCGAGGAAGAAGCACGCCCAGCAGAGUCAGAGCCUGCAGUUCGAUGAGCAGACACUGAAGGCAGCCAGGAGGCGGCAGUGGGACGAGCCCAGGGCCUGUGCCCGGCGCUACCUCAGGGUGGACUUUGCGGACAUCGGCUGGAGCGAGUGGAUCAUCUCCCCCAAGGCCUUCGAUGCCUACUACUGCUCGGGGCAGUGCCAGUUCCCCAUCCCUAAGGCGCUGAGGCCGUCCAACCACGCCACCCUGCAGAGCAUCGUGCGCGCCGUGGGAGUGGUGCCCGGCGUGCCCCAGCCCUGCUGCGUGCCCGACACCAUGGGCUCCCUCAGCAUCCUCUUCUGGGACCACAACGGCAACGUGCUGCUCAAGGUCUACCCCAACAUGACGGUGCAGUCGUGUGCCUGCAGAUAACCCCGGGGCAGAAAGGAAA